AUGGAAGAGGAAUAUGAAUCCCUCGGGUCCAAUGCGACCAUGACCCAGAAUGCGAUUGCAGGGGCUCUUGCUGGUAUCGGUGAACACUGUCUAAUGUAUCCGAUCGAUUCAUACAAGACACGCGUGCAAGUUCUUACAGCAGCAAGUCAAGUAUCACUCAAAAACUGUUGGCGUGGUGUUUACUCGGUCAUCCUUGGUGCUGGCCCGGCUCAUGCUCUUCACUUUGCCACAUUUGAAUACUGCCGAUCCAAGUUUGCUAGUGGCAAGCACGAUCUUAUGGCUUCGGGAGCUGCUGGUGCGUGUGCUACCUUUGCUCAUGAUGCGUUGAUGACUCCAUUUGAUGUGAUCAAGCAACGCAUGCAACUACGAGAAACGACGUAUCGCACCGUGCGUGAAUGUGCUCGCAAAGUGUACUUGAAUGAAGGGUGGACAGCAUUCUACAUUUCAUUUCCUACGACGUUAUCCAUGUCAAUUCCCUUCCAAUCUAUCCAAUUUGCUACUUACGACUUUGCAUUAUCGCUUCUCAACCCUGCCAACAAUUACGAUCCAAAAUCACAUAUGCUAGCAGGCGCACUCGCAGGCGUUGUUGCGUCUUCUAUCACAACCCCUCUUGAUGUCAUCAAAACUCUACUUCAAACUCGUGGCUCUUCUCCAGAUCCUCGGAUACGGCAUUGCUCGGGUUUAUGGGAGGCUGCAAAAAUCAUUGGUGAACGUCAAGGUGCCCAAGGUUUCUUCCGUGGCUUCCGUCCACGUGUAUUGACGCAUAUGCCAAGUACUGCUAUUAGUUGGAGCGUUUAUGAAUAUUUCAAAUGGUUCUUAUCCACAACUUCCGCCUCUUCUUCCUCUUCCUCUUCCUCCUCCACGUCAAAAACAACAACUCCUUGA
Molecule: messenger RNA, 885 nt
Organism: Lichtheimia ornata
Lineage: Eukaryota; Fungi; Mucoromycota; Mucoromycetes; Mucorales; Lichtheimiaceae
Exons: 3
Coding region: 1-885 (294 amino acids)
Biological process (GO): iron import into the mitochondrion
Cellular component (GO): mitochondrial membrane
Molecular function (GO): ferrous iron transmembrane transporter activity
Source: RefSeq, a predicted model, not a curated record